AUGCCAGCCAUACGCCACGCCUCGAAGCGCAAGCCCCCGCCAGAGGGCUUCAGCGACAUCGAGGACGACCUGCUCAUCUUUGCCAACAAGAUGAAGGACGCGCAGAACAAGCCGCCGCCGCCAGGCCCCCGGUAUAAGGCGCAGUGGGAGGUGUUUCAGAUUUCGCACCAGCGCAGCCGCUACGUGUACGAGCUCUACUACGACAAGGAGGCCAUCAGCAAGCCGCUGUACGACUGGCUGCUCAAGAAUGGCUACGCGGACGCGAUGCUCAUUGCCAAGUGGAAGAAGCAGGGCUAUGAAAAGAGCGAUUGA
Cordyceps militaris CM01 is the source of this 312-nucleotide messenger RNA. Its product is annotated as cell cycle control protein cwf14. Bases 1 to 312 code for a protein of 103 amino acids. The transcript has 2 exons. Gene Ontology annotation, cellular component: nucleus; spliceosomal complex. Gene Ontology annotation, biological process: mRNA splicing, via spliceosome. The record is from RefSeq and is a predicted model, not a curated record. Lineage: Eukaryota; Fungi; Ascomycota; Sordariomycetes; Hypocreales; Cordycipitaceae.